UGGCCUAGGGUAUGUAUAGUUUGGGGGUAUGUAUGGCCUAGGGGUAUGUAUAGUUUGAGGGUAUGUAUGGCCUAGGGUAUGUAUAGUUUGGGGGUAUGUAUGACCUAGGGUAUGUAUGACAGAGGGUAUGUUUGGUCUGGGGUAUGUAUGGCCUUGGUAUACAUUGUACGGAUGGUAGUAUGUAUAACUAUUAGUUUGCAUUGGUGGACGCAAGUGUCAAUGUGAAACCCCCUGUAACGGUGCGAAUGUAUAAAAGUUGAUUAUCACAAGUAGUUAUCAUCUCUUCUAAAAGGGGAAAAGGAACAUAUCACUAAAACACUCUGAAAUAUGACGGAUAGAAAACUCGUACGUUCAGCUAGUAUGGAAACCCCAUAUGAUGAAGACGGGUCUUUGAUGAUCGAUGAAGCGGUACAAACUGUUCAUCCUAAGGAAACGGAAGUUGCUCCAAGACAGGUCGGCGAUUACUGUAAAUUGGACAUAGACAACGAUUGUUUUGUAGUGGCUAAUGAGUUCCAGGGAAGAACACUGAUCCAUAUCAGAUACUACGAUACCAAUGCCAGUGGUAAACUUUAUCCAACAAAAAAAGGAGUUUCUCUCACCCCCCAACACUGGAAAAAACUACAAAUGUUACAUUGUAAAACUGUGGAUGAGGCUAUUAGAAAAUAUAAAGAAGGUGAUGAAAUUGACCUCAGGAUUCAUUUGGGACGAAAUAACCAUGUAUCACUACAGACAGGGUUCCCUAAGGUGAACAUUCGUCGUUGGUUUAUGCCAGACCCCAGUACAAAUGAACUUAAACCAACACGUGCAGGAGUUGCUCUAUCAUUUGAGCAGUGGGAAAAACUGAAAAACUGUAUGUUAACUAUGCCCGAAUAUAUUGGAGACAUUCUGGAUAAUGUUGAAUUUUGCGAUUUAUCUCACCACAACCAGGAAAGCUUUUUUUCCUGUUACGAUUGUUCACCAAACCAAACAGUAUUUUUGUAAUUUUGAUUAUACAUUUAAUGAACAUGUAUUAAUAAUAAUAUUGUAAUAAUUGCGAGAGACCAAUCCUCUGG
Messenger RNA from Pecten maximus, 1052 nucleotides. RefSeq lists its product as uncharacterized. Gene Ontology annotation, molecular function: transcription coactivator activity; DNA binding. The record is from RefSeq and is a predicted model, not a curated record. Gene Ontology annotation, biological process: positive regulation of transcription initiation by RNA polymerase II. NCBI's taxonomy places the organism in Eukaryota, Metazoa, Mollusca, Bivalvia, Pectinida, Pectinidae. The transcript has a single exon. Bases 328 to 981 code for a protein of 217 amino acids.